AUGGCCUCAGUAUUUGAGCUAUCACCAUUUAGCGAAAACAAUCACCAAAAGAGUUCUGGAUACUCUAGUCCUCAUACAGUGGUGGCGCCAACUGCUACUGCUGCUGCUGUUGCUACUGAGGCAGAUCUACUCAUAAUAAAUCAGGCUGUUGGUGGUGCUCUUGGCUGCGUGGAGGUUGUGGUUGGUGGUGAAGAUGUGGGUGGCUGGGAAGAGCAACAAGUGAACCGAAAAGCUGUGAAGAUUUGGUUGUCGAAGCUCAGGGAUGCAGCUUAUGUAACUGAGGACCUGCUAGAGCAUCUUACUGUGGAAGGCAAGCAGUAUACCUUCAUGGAAGGGAGGAAGAUAGUACAGCAGUUAUUAUCUUGUGAAGCUACCCAGGAAGGAUAUCCAACAGUUAUUCCAAAAACCGGUGUUGGGGGCAUUGGCAAGACAAAUCUUGCGCGAUUGGAUAUAAUGAUGAGAGGAAAGAGAUACCUCAUUAUGCUAGAUGAUGCUUGGAGUGAGGAUCACAUUGAGUGGGGCAAGAUAAGGCCUUUGUUGAUAGGGGGUCUUGCUGGAAGUAAAAUCAUCAUCACUUCUCGUAGUAAAAAAGUUGCUAUGAUGAUGGACUCCCCAAUCUUCCCUUACCAUUUGAAGGGUUUGGAUGAAGAUGAUUUCUGUGCUUUGUUCAGGCAACGGGAUUUUCGGAGAGGAGAAGAAGGGCAGUAUCCAAAUCUUUUGCCAAUAGGAAAGCAGAUUGCCAGAAAAUUUGGAGGGCUGCCGCUUGCUGCAAAAACUUCGGGAAGCUUGACGCGCUUCAAAAGAGAGGAUAGAGAGUGGUUAUUAGUGGAAAAUAGUGAACUUCGUAGUUCAAAUGUAAACCAUGGUGGAAUUUUACCUUCCCUGAUGCUAAGUUAUUAUCAUCUACCAAUACACCUCAAACAUUGCUUUGCUCUCUGCUUAAUAUUUCCAAAAGCUUACGAAAUUAAGGAGAAGUUAAUUCAUCCAUGGAUGGCAGAGGGAUUUCUACAAGGGAUCAAACCACCAGAAGAUAUUGGCAAUAGGUACUUCAAGGAUUUUUUGUGGAUGGGUUUCUUUCAAGAUGCAGAAAAAUAUGAUGAUGGCAACAUGAUUUGCUACAAAAUGCAUGAUAUCAUUCAUGAUCUUGCACGAUAUGUUUCAGGGAAAGAAUUUAUGAUAGUGGAGCAUGAUCUUCUACCACUUAGCCUGAGUUUUUCCACCAAGCGUAUAGAGGCUUCGUCUUUUGCAAACCUGUAUGGCUGCACUGGUCUUCCACAAUUGCCUGACUUGAAAACAAUGGCUGAUCUUCGCCAUCUUAUUUUAACUGGACGUGACUGUUUACCCUUGAUUCCUUUCAGUAUCAUAAAGUUGCAUCUACUUCAGACAUUGCCACAAUAUAUUGUAGAUAGGGAUUACAACUGCACCCGCCACUUGGCACAUUUAGAUCUCUGCGCAUUAACACCAAUUCCAUUUAAUAUUGAAGAGUUGCCUCAGCUUCAAACAUUGACAAUGUUUACUGUAGACGGCUACUAUAACGGCAUCCAGCAUUUGGAACAUGUAAAUCUUCACGUGGUUAGUUUGACUAACUGUAGAAAAUGUGAACAUCUUCCAGCACUUGGGAAUCUUACGUUACUUCAGACACUCUCUCUUUGUGGAAUGGAUGGCUUGAAGAGAUUUGGUCCGGAGUUCUAUGGUGAGGAAAUUCUCAGACCAUUUCCAUCACUUGAAGAACUAAGCUAG
Messenger RNA from Populus euphratica (Euphrates poplar), 1740 nucleotides. RefSeq names its product putative disease resistance protein RGA4. Gene Ontology annotation, molecular function: ADP binding. Lineage: Eukaryota; Viridiplantae; Streptophyta; Magnoliopsida; Malpighiales; Salicaceae. Bases 1 to 1740 code for a protein of 579 amino acids. The record is from RefSeq and is a predicted model, not a curated record. Gene Ontology annotation, biological process: defense response to other organism. The transcript has 8 exons.